This is a messenger RNA of Uloborus diversus, 1252 nucleotides long. RefSeq lists its product as uncharacterized. The record is from RefSeq and is a predicted model, not a curated record. Bases 128 to 1186 code for a protein of 352 amino acids. The transcript is spliced from 8 exons. Lineage: Eukaryota; Metazoa; Arthropoda; Arachnida; Araneae; Uloboridae.
GCUUAUACCAACAGUCGAUGGAUCAGAUUGUGCCUCUACUGUAACUUCUUUUCUUCGAGUCAUAUCAUUUUACAUUGGUGCUUCAGAGCUUAAUAUAUUUCUCUUUGAAACUAUUAAAGAAAAUUACAUGCAUAAUUUACCUCAUGUACUGGUUUUGAUUGGGGAUCAGUUGGAUAUUCCAAUAAUAAGAGAAGAUGAUUCUGAUGAAAGUGCUUCAUCAGAAGUUAUUAUCGACUCAGAGUUAUUCGGUUCGGUUGCUUCUACAACUGCAUCUGUUAAUUCAAUGUCAAGUACUUCUAGUCGGAAAGGAAUAAGUACUUUAAUCCGUCAUCGUAGUGAUAUAGCCGAUUCUAAAAAGAGUCGACAAAUCCUACUGCCUGGUACUUCUCCCAAAAAGAAGAAGAAGGUUAAAUCAAAGCAAGCCUCAAGUCAAAAGAAACCAGUUCGACAUUCACCUCGACUAUCAUCGAAGAAACUAAAGCACCUCAGGGCUGAAAAGGAAAGAACAGCUAGAGCUUGUAGAAAUUUAUUUCCUGCAGGAAAGGUGUUGCAGACACCAAAGAAAAGCAAACCCUCUUCAAAUCAGGAUGUGAAACUGCGGGGCUCACCUCGAACUAAUCAACAAGGGAAAAGCUUCAUUGCUGAAACACCAGCUCAUAAACGACGUAGGUCUCUCAAAUCUUCCAGCUCAGAUCUUCAGUCUCCCAGAUCUUCUAAAAGCCAAAUAAAAUCAUCAUUGAAGAAAAAAAUAUCACAAGGGGACAACUCUGUGGCGGAGGAUUCUGCAGUUGACUUGGUAUCAAAAACAUCUCUUGUUGAAAUAAUUUCGCCAAAUCCAAAAGCUUUUAAGCUAGAAGAAAUCCCUGCGAGUACUUCAAAUAAAAGUUCAAACAGUCUCGAAUUAUUACAAACUCUACACAGAAGAAAAUCUGUUCCCACCAAAUAUGGAAUGGUGCCAUCCAAAGUUCUUGACUCGGGGGAUCAGAGCUUUGUUCAUUACACUCCUGAAAGCAAAAGAAGACUUUCUCUAAAACUCUUUUCCAAGGUUCUUACUAGUCCAACUGCACGAAUGGGCUUGAAAAGGUGUAGCAAGAGAUUAUUUGAUCAAAUGUCACCUCAAAAAGAAAGAGAGGCUAAAAAACUUAAACAGUGUGAUCAAGGCCACAGUUCAACACAUAAAUCUUAAUUAUAUUAAAAUUAAAGAGAAUUUCUUGUUAACCUAAAAGUGUGCUAUUGUAUGUGCAAGAAGUGU